Messenger RNA from Puntigrus tetrazona (Sumatra barb), 4904 nucleotides. RefSeq names its product pre-B-cell leukemia transcription factor 4 (gene pbx4). Gene Ontology annotation, biological process: eye development; animal organ morphogenesis; regulation of transcription by RNA polymerase II. Gene Ontology annotation, cellular component: nucleus. The record is from RefSeq and is a predicted model, not a curated record. Gene Ontology annotation, molecular function: DNA-binding transcription factor activity, RNA polymerase II-specific; RNA polymerase II cis-regulatory region sequence-specific DNA binding. NCBI's taxonomy places the organism in Eukaryota, Metazoa, Chordata, Actinopteri, Cypriniformes, Cyprinidae.
GAUGGUGACGUAUGGCUCGUAUGUAGUAGCUCAGAGGGGGAGAAAGAGCCGCCGAGGAGGGCAGAAACACAAGAGAGGGGCAAGUCUUUCUACGACAGCACCGCGGCUCGGGAACAAACCAACUGAGUCGUUUCGGCUGGCAUGGAGCUGAGCGUCGCCGUUCUGAGCCGUUUCGCGCCAUCCACCUAAAGCCGGGGCAUUUCGCGCAGAGCCGAGGGGGCAGUUUGCUGUCGGUCCCGCGGGUGUUUGUGGAGCCCGUGCGAAUCUGUUGCUAACAGCGCUCGAAUGCUAGUUAGCCCCGCUGCUAAGCAGCUAGCCAACACUGCGAGUCAAUUGUGUCGGAGAUCGCGGAAUUACGCGUUAAAGCCGUUGCGCUCCUCCGCCGCUCCCGGGAUUCGUUUUGCUCGUUGGGUUUUUGCGUUUUCCCAAGCGAGGGGACGCUAAUAAGCGACGGCUAGAGUUUCUAUUUCGAUUUAUUUCCAGCAGAGAGUUUUUCACCCUCCGUAUUAGCUUGUUAGCCGCUCCGGUUGGUUUAGUCCAGCUUGUUAGUAGUGUCUGAGAUUUUUACUGUAACGUUAAUAGCUGUCAGCCGGAUUGGUCGCGUUAUUUGUGGACAUGAUUGAUUUUAUCGCGGACCGCGAGUUGUUUAGAGAGGCGAUACUUUGAGAUGCCGCGCGUGGGAUACUUCAUGUUUCCAGGGACGCUUUUAUUUUCUUGUUAGACUGGCUUUAUGGGAGUGCUAGUGUGCAGGGGCUCGCUUUAGAUAACGCUGGGAUCAAAACAUUGUUUUUUUUGUUUGUUUGUUUUUUUAUUUCCCGUCCACGCGAGCUGGUUAUCCACCUUUCGCCACACACACACCGCGCGUCGUUUUGAUGCGGUUUAAGCCCACGUUUCAGUCGCGCUCUCAUUGUUUUCUCGUCCGAUAGCGGGUUCGCUCGGCUCCACGCUUCCAUUCACGCCGUCGGUGGUUCAUGUACGCUGAGACAGGGCGCUGAUAACACGCUUUCAUUUGGUUUGCGGCGGGGAAAACGGCGAGAUUCGGCUCGAGGCAUCAUGGAUGAGCAGACGCGAAUGCUGGCCGGCAUGGGCGGACUCGGCGGACUCUCUCAGGCCGACGUGGGUGACCCCGAUUCGGUUCGGAAGCAGCAGUCCCUCGGUCAGCCGCAGCAAGACAUAGGGGAUAUUCUCCAGCAGAUCAUGGCCAUCACCGACGAGAGCCUCGACGAAGCCCAGGCGAGAAAACACGCACUGAACUGCCACAGGAUGAAGCCGGCUCUCUUCAGCGUUUUAUGCGAGAUCAAAGAGAAAACUGUGCUGAGCAUCAGAGGUGUACAGGAGGAGGACCCUCCAGACCCCCAGAUCAUGCGUCUGGAUAACAUGCUGCUGGCCGAGGGAGUGUCCGGGCCCGAGAAGGGCGGCGGAUCGGCCGCGGCGGCAGCAGCGGCGGCUGCCGGAGGAUCACCCAACGACGGCAGCAUCGAGCACUCCGACUAUAGAGCCAAACUUGCGCAGAUCCGCCAGAUCUACCACUCUGAACUAGAGAAAUACGAACAGGCUUGCAGCGAGUUCACCAAUCACGUGAUGAACCUGCUGAGGGAACAGUCCCGUACACGGCCUAUCUCGCCCAAAGAGAUUGAGCGCAUGGUGGCCAUCAUCCACCGCAAGUUCAGCUCCAUCCAGAUGCAGCUCAAGCAGAGCACCUGUGAGGCCGUCAUGAUCCUUCGCUCUCGCUUCCUCGAUGCCAGACGUAAGAGACGCAACUUUAAUAAGCAAGCCACAGAGGUGCUGAAUGAGUACUUCUACUCUCACCUCUCCAACCCUUACCCCAGCGAGGAAGCCAAGGAAGAGUUGGCCAAGAAAUGUGGGAUCACUGUCUCUCAGGUCUCGAAUUGGUUUGGCAACAAGAGAAUUCGGUACAAGAAGAACAUUGGUAAGUUCCAGGAGGAAGCAAACCUGUACGCCGUUAAAACAGCCGUGGACGCUGCCAAUGUGUCGGCACAGGCCAGCCAGGCAAACUCUCCAGCAACACCCAACUCAGGUGGAUAUCCUGCACCGUGCUACACACCUGACGGCAGGCUAUGAAGAACUGUCAGGAAGUCCUCUUUACACCCCACACCGUCUAGAUGCUAACAACAGCUGGCAAGACAACCCCAACCCUUCCUCCAUCACCUCUCCACCAGGACCACCUGGCAGCAUCCACUCGGACACCUCCAGCUAAUGCCGCUCACCCUAAACACACACACACACACACACUCACACACACACACAGCAUCUCAUCAUCCAGUCUCACCCGCUCUCUCCUGCUGCUCACAGCUUUCAUCCAUCACUAGCAGAUGUCAAAGGUCUUCCAUAGUCCUUGUUCCACUCUCUUCAAGUGUGCCAGGGUUCACACGCUGAACCAGACUAUCUGAAACACACACACACACACAGAACGUCUCAUUUGCCCAGGACGAGUCUGAAUAAACCACACAUUGUCUUCAAAGGGUGGACGGUUUACGCCCAACUCCACAUUUUACCUUUCCUUCCUUGUUUCGACUCGUCAUGAUGGGGAUUACACAACAGCUCCCUCCUCGCUUGUACCAAAGUGCUGUCAAAGGUUGUCGCACCUUCCGCUCGUCGAAGAACAACCUCAAGACAACUAAACCACGAAAACACCCGCUUUUUAAUACGCUUUCCGGUCACGGCCGUCUCACGAAAACGCCGCAUUGUUCAACGUUGCGUUAAGCACAAAUCCCGUCUGUAAGGCUUUUGAGCCGGUGGCCGGAUGCAGAGGAAUCCAUCAGCGUAAAGGCACGCCGGACUACUAGCUGAUCGCCGGAGAGGUCGGCGUAAAACGGGAGGAAACCCCUCAACAAGCGAUCGACGGCUACUUCGCGUUUCCUCGGCCCGCUCGCUCUCUCUCAACAGUUGACUUUGUUUUUAAUAGUUUAGCUACAGUAUUUUUCCUGCAGCCCCACCCCCCCACACACACAAAGAUGCACCAGCCGCCAAAUAAAAGACUCGACAAGAACUCGACCUUGUGUUCGGAAAAGGAUAGCUGGAGUAUUUGUUCGGAUUGGGACGCGGGUGGGUAUUUAGAAAUAUUUUUAAAGGGAAAGAAAAAAAUAUUCCACUGUCUUCCAUGCAUGUAGGGUGUUGAGAUGUUUUAGUGAUUCCAUUUAGCCGAAUUUUUAUUUCAUUUUUUCUUCCUUUUUCCUUUUUAAGUUUUGGACAAAAAAAAAAUGAAUAUUAUAAAAGGAGAGGGUGUGAGUAACAGACCAAAUAAACAAAUGAACUUCUCCGGAAACGAAAAACUUCGUACUGCCCGAUCCAGUGCUUCAUGCCGGCGUUUGGUUUCUCUUGGAUUUCCGCGGUAUUUCACCGCACGUUUUCAUAACAGGCAUCUGUGACGCAAAAACCUUUCCGAGGAGGCCGACGAGUUUGCAGAUGUCAUGAAGUUGUUUCGGUUGGCCGUGCGCUAGGGCCGCUCACCUUACUGUGUUGUGUGUACGGGUGUCUGUUUUUUAAGGGUUGGGUCGUCUCGUCACUCACUCGUGCUUUUGAACUGAUUGUAUUGUACGUGCAAUUGAAAGCACCUGUUCCUUGGUAAAAGCAUGCUGUCUUUUUUUCUUUCUUUCUUCCUUUCUUUUAUUGUUGUUGCCUACAGUUUCACUAAACAAAGGAACUCCGUUGUUUUGUAAUCAGUUAACAUAGCCAAGCAACAAGGGCUUUUCUCCUUUCAAAUUUAACCAAAAAUAAGCACUGGAUGCGUUGCGAUUUGAAACAGACGGACUAAAGCUAGUAGAGGAACAUCAAAUGAAUUUAUAUUUACUUUUUCCAGACAAGUUGUUUGUAUUCCCAGAACUUGUUUUUAUGUUUUGCUGUUUUUUUCGUUACCUUUAGUCGUGGAAGCACCAGGGCGUUUUGAUAUACGAAUGGAAAUUCUAUAUAUUACACAAAGGACUUAAUAACGUUGAAAUGUAAAUUGGGGUUUUGUUUAUAUGUACACAUGGAAAAACAAACUCUGAGGAGCUUUUCAAGCUAUUAUCGUGUCCUCUAUAGAUUACUGUUAGUUAAAAACAUUUCAUAUGGAUAUCUCCAACUAAUGCUAUUACUACACCAAAUUUCUUUGUUUUCUUUUCUAUCAGUCAUCUAUGGAUGUCACUGUACAGAUUGUGGAAUGUUUCAGUGUAUUUUCUCUUUUCGUAUGCUUUCAUUUUCGUUUUUUUUAAUCGCUGGGGGUUUCGGAUUCGCUCACGAGCAAGAGUAAUAUUCGUUAGUCUUUGUAAUAUUCAUUUUAGCAUUUCAGUUACUUUUUAUUUGGAUCGAGAGCCUCGAGUGGUUUUUUGUUUUUUCGUUUUGGGUUUGUUUGUUUGUUUGUUUUUUUUGUGUGUGUGGUUUUGUCAAAAGCUGGUAGCAUUUGUUUGAGGUGCUGUGAAAAUCCACUCCGUUGAUCAUCACACUAUUAUUAAACCGAAAGCCUCAUUGGACUAUAAAUGCCGUAAGCUAUGAUGAUUUCGAACACUACAUAUCAUUGGUAGAUUUGGAGCUCCUAAAUGUCUUUUUUCCCAAAAGUGCAUCCGUAGAACCUAUUGAGAAACUUGGGAUUGUGAUCUGAGGUGGAUUCCGUGGCACCUUAUCAAAUGACUUCGGCAUUUUUUCUCAAUUUUUAUCAUUAUUUUAGUAGAAUUGUAGUACACGCUUCCUUCUGUAUUUACCAUUCUCUCCCUCCUCUCUACCUCUCCUCUCUCCAUUUCACUUGUAUAUAAACCCCACCAUUUUCAGACUUGGUAGUCUGUAUAAACUCCUUUUAUACCUCAACUUUAGAACUGUUCUAGUGAGAGAGAAAAAAAGAAAUAUGAGAAAAUUGUAGUGUUCCUUAUUAGAAAAACAAAAACUAAUAAAAUAAUCUAGUGUGCUUUUGA